Molecule: messenger RNA, 1926 nt
Organism: Pediculus humanus corporis (human body louse)
Lineage: Eukaryota; Metazoa; Arthropoda; Insecta; Psocodea; Pediculidae
Exons: 2
Coding region: 1-1926 (641 amino acids)
Source: RefSeq, a predicted model, not a curated record
AUGGCAGCCACGGAUGGACAAAUAAUAGUUGCUGCGGCUCGAUGGUCAGACGAAGGACUCUAUCUUCGAGAAUGUGUUUCUAAAUAUAAAUUACCAGCAGUUGUUAAAAUAAUAAAAGGCCAAUACGGAGGCCUUGGUGUGCCAUCACUACCGUGCCCUGGCUUACAAAGUACUGCAUUAUUAGUUUCUGCCGGAAAACGCAAAAAAAUUGUCGCUCAAGCCGUUAAACUGAAAGAGGGUAGAAGAGUGAUUGGAGUAGGUCCGAGACUCGCCAUACCUGAUUCCUAUGAUGGUUUUUUCGAAAUAUUGAGCGAAGAAGGGCGAGCUGUUAGGUGUAUGGAAAGCGUUUCGGAACUUGCCAAAAGACGUCCGGAAGCGGGGUGUUUAGUGCGGGAACCUGUUCGUGCUAUUGUUGCGAGAUAUGAGGAUGACGGGAGCAUCACCGCGGAUGGUGCUAGAACUAUAGCCGUUGGUGAAACUUUGUUUCUUGCUGGAGAAGCUACUUUAGGAGGGGCCAAAGGACGAUAUCUUCGCUGCUUGGAUUCAAGAGGUGACACGAUUCUUCUUGGACUUGAACAAAAAGGUAGAUUUAGUGCCAUUGCCAAAGAAGACAAUAUAAGUGGCGUUCAUACUGCUCGUAAUUUAUUGUGCAAACGUUUGCCCAUGACCGUUCGUUUAGUGCACGGUACCGUUCCGCGCGGUCUUAAAACUCCUAAUCACUUCAUUCCUGAAUUGAGACUUUUAUCAACAUUUGAAGAGGAGCACGUGUUUGCCUUACCACUUCAAAAAGAAACCAAUUCUGUCAUCGCUCUUCCUCUUGCGGCCUCUCUAAAACUACAACUUACUAAAAACGAAGAACAACUCAAGGGACUAAAAGAAUUUCAAAGGCUAAUUGAUAAAUGCGGAAAAUUAUUAAACGAUGUAGCCAAUAGGAUUCAAGUUCUGGAUGGAAAAUUAGGAGAUUCUAAAUUACUUAAAACUGAAAAUUCCCUUUCCGUUUCCUCAAAAGCGGGAUAUUUUAUAAAAAAGAGUUUUUCUUCGGAUUCUGCCAAUUACAGUUUUUCUACUCGAAAUCAUAGUUUCAAUCAUAGAGAUGAAAAUCGUUUGCCGUCUUCUCACACGGACGAUUGUGAACUCGAUCAAAUUUACGACGAAAUCGAUCAAAUCUACGAUUACAUUAGAGGAUUUGCUCCACUGCCCAAAACUGUUAGAUCUCCUUUAGUUGAAAAUCAACCGUCGUCUUCUUUAAAAAAUUUACCAAAGUCAUCCCCUCCCUUGUCUCCCACAUCUGCGCCAGGACAUAUAGCUCUGAUUUCAACCUCUGAAAAAAAACCUGAACCGCCUCCUAUAGAAACUAUUCCAGGUAAAAAAACAUCCUCUCCGAUAAAGGCUGAAAAAAGAACUCGACGAUCUUCUGUGGCUACUUCAAAAGAACCCAUUAGCAGAGAAAAAAAUAAACCCCUUACAAAACUAUACAUAAAAAAUAAUAGCCAGCGAGGGACUCACAUUUUGAGACAAAAAAGUCCUUCCCCGGUGAAGGAUUUACUUUCUAGUUCAGGACAAGGAAAAUCCGGUUCACCACUAUUUAAUAUUAGAUAUAAGAGUUUGACAAAUCUUCAACAAGCCAUGGAACUUAGUGGAACAUUGGAUUCCAGUCAUUCCGGAGGUAGAACAUCUGGGGAUUCGGGACCUGGUGCUAAAUUACCUCGAUCCAGAAAAAUUAGCAGACCGCGUUCUCUAACAAAUUUAGUGUGGGAGUUAAGAGGAGGGGGAGGAGGAGGAACGUCAGGGGCGUCAGUUCCUGAUCCAAUGAUAGUUGAAAGAAAAACUGUGAAACCGAGUCGUCUGGAACCCGGCGUGCAUAGGAAAAGUUUAAAUAAAGCAAUUGCGAGCGGAUCUAAACGAUCUGGGACGUUGUAUUUUUAA